Messenger RNA from Pipra filicauda (Wire-tailed manakin), 956 nucleotides. It is a transcript of the gene CLDN10, whose product is annotated as claudin 10. The coding region runs from base 11 to 697 and encodes 228 amino acids. Lineage: Eukaryota; Metazoa; Chordata; Aves; Passeriformes; Pipridae. Gene Ontology annotation, cellular component: plasma membrane; bicellular tight junction. Gene Ontology annotation, biological process: cell adhesion; bicellular tight junction assembly. Gene Ontology annotation, molecular function: structural molecule activity. The record is from RefSeq and is a predicted model, not a curated record. The transcript is spliced from 5 exons.
UGCCGGGCCCAUGGCGAGCACGUCGGCGGAGAUCAUCGCGUUCCUGCUGACCAUCUCGGGCUGGGUGCUCGUCUCCUCCACGCUGCCCACCGACUAUUGGAAGGUGUCCACCAUCGACGGCACGGUCAUCACCACCGCCACCUUUUGGGCCAACCUCUGGAAGACCUGCGUGACCGACUCCACCGGCGUCUCCAACUGCAAGGACUUCCCAUCCAUGCUGGCGCUGGACGGUUACAUCCAAGCCUGCAGAGGACUCAUGAUCUCCGCUGUCUGCCUGGGUUUCUUCGGUGCCGUUUUUGGACUGGUUGGGAUGAAGUGUACGAAAGUCGGAGGCUCUGAUCAAACUAAAGCAAAAAUAGCUUGUUUAGCUGGACUGAUUUUCAUACUUUCUGGGUUGUGCUCUAUGACUAGUUGUUCCCUGUAUGCAAACAGGAUUACGUCUGAGUUCUUUGAUCCUUCUUUUGUUGCACAAAAGUAUGAAUUAGGAGCAGCUUUGUUCAUUGGAUGGGCUGGAGCUUCACUCUGCAUAAUUGGUGGCAGUAUAUUCUGCUUCUCAAUAGCUGAAAACAGUAAUUCUCCAAGGAGAGGAUAUGCGUAUAAUGGAGCCACAUCUGUGAUAUCUUCUCGUACAAAGGUCCACAACAGUGUCCCAGACAAAACCCCACCAAAGCACUUUGACAAGAACGCUUAUGUUUAGUUGCACUGUUGGAAGACUCAAAGCAUUUUAAAAAUGAUUUUGUACGUUUCAUUCAGAGUGAUUCCCCCCCAUUCCCAACUUCAAUGUACUUACCACUAAGACAAUGACUUUUAAAAAUAUUAACUUGCAGCUUUUUACAUACUGAUGUAAAUUUUAUUAUGUAAUAUUUUCAGAUUGAUGUUGGUAUUGUAAAGUUUAUACCUGGAAAUCACGACCUGAUGUUGCAUUCUUGAAAAAAAAUAAAUGAGGUAUUUACUAA